AUGCCGGCUUCGCCUCAUCCGGCGAGCAUCUCGCCGUGUUUCCGGGGACAGCCGAGGAGUUGGUUCCUACGGUAUUGCAGGCUUGUGGAAAACCGUGAGGCAGAACGUGCUGACCACCUCUUCCUUAACUCGGAUUUGCUCGUCUUAGAUUUUAUUUUUCUCUCUAAACGCAUCGCACGUAUUUUCAAAUCGCAGCAAAUUCUUGCCAACGAUUACGUGGAUAAGCCUUUGGAAAAACCUCUAAAGCUGGUCCUUAAAGUUGGAGGAAGCGAAGUGACUGAACUCUCUGGGUCAGGGCAUGAUUCCAGUUACUAUGAUGACAGAUCAGAUCAUGAGCGAGAACGACAUAAAGAAAAGAAGAAAAAAAAGAAAAAGAAGUCUGAGAAGGAAAAAGAAAAGCAUCUAGACGAUGAGGAAAGAAGAAAAAGAAAGGAGGAGAAAAAGAGGAAAAGGGAGAAAGAACAGUGUGACACUGAAGGAGAAACUGAUGACUUCGAUCCUGGGAAGAAAGUGGAGGUUGAGCCUCCUCCAGAUCGUCCUGUCAGAGCAUGUAGAACUCAGCCAGCUGAAAAUGAAAGCACGCCGAUCCAGCAAUUACUAGAACACUUCCUUCGCCAGCUUCAGAGGAAAGAUCCUCAUGGGUUUUUUGCUUUUCCGGUCACGGAUGCCAUUGCUCCUGGAUAUUCCAUGAUAAUAAAGCACCCCAUGGAUUUUGGUACGAUGAAGGAAAAAAUUGCAGCAAAUGAAUACAAGUCAGUCACUGAAUUCAAG
Eurypyga helias (sunbittern) is the source of this 771-nucleotide messenger RNA. RefSeq names its product bromodomain-containing protein 9-like. The annotation marks the transcript as partial. The record is from RefSeq and is a predicted model, not a curated record. Gene Ontology annotation, cellular component: nucleus. Lineage: Eukaryota; Metazoa; Chordata; Aves; Eurypygiformes; Eurypygidae. Gene Ontology annotation, biological process: regulation of transcription by RNA polymerase II. The transcript is spliced from 5 exons.